GAUGUAGUUGACAGUCACAUUUUAGAAGAUUACACCACUGUAAUUAUAUGAAUGAGAAAAGUGAAGUGGUUGUACAGUUUCUCUCAGUCUUUGUUUAUAGGUUUUCAGGUUGAUGUAUACUAUGGCUAGGCACUGUUGUAGGUACUAGUAAAAGCUUUAAAAAAAAUGUUUUUUUUCCAGGGAGCUUAAAUUCUAAUUACUAAUUUUAAUGCCCUGUUAUACCCCAUGUGGAACACAGGGAAAGUAAGGAGAUAAUCUUUGCAAUUUUUAUGCUUGGCUUUCUAUUUGUUUUUCACCUUUUUAAAGAGACGCCUUGCUGUGCUAACCCAAGGUAGAUGUAACUCCCAGGCUCAAAGCAGUGCUCUCGCCUCAGCCUCCCUAGCAGCCAAACUACGUGCGCGCCACCACUCCUGGCUCAGAUAUAUUCUUGGUUUCUCUUUUAUAUGGCAGUUAGCAAAGGCCACUUCUGAUAGAAGGACAGGUAUAUGUGGUGAGCGCAAACGCACAUCGAACCUAUAGGUUAAAUGGAGCUGAAGCGGAUCGCUGCAGGCAGGUGCGGGGCCUCGGUGCCCCUCCACCGGCACCCAGGCAGCCCGGGGCGGCACUCGCGUGGGGAGAUGCAAUGCUACUCAGUUGUGAAAUCUGCAGUGCUAGCACUAGAAACCCGGAGGACGCGCGGUACGGCCAGGUUGCUUCCUCGAGGUCCUCCAGUCCCGCCCCGACCCGUCCUGUCUCUUCUUUGUCGCCGUGCGUGCCUCCGGGGGCGGGGCCUAACGUCGUGACGCACUGCGACCGCGUUGCGCCGCGGGUUUGAACGCGGUUCCCGGGGAGACCGCCGCGGGAGUGGUGCGCUAUGGAGCCGAGGGUCGUCAAACCACCGGGGCAGGAUUUCGUAGUGGAGCGUCUCAAAAGCCGCUACGGACUCGGAGGCAGCUGCCCCGAGGAGUAUGAUUUUUCAAAUUUUGAUUGCUCUAAAUGUAAGAGAAGAUCUCUAACCUCCUCAGAUGAUUUGGAUAUCUAUUCCUCUGGAGAUAAAGUUGGUUCAUCAUUAAAAUAUUAUUCUGAUGAAAGCAAGCAUUGUAGAAAACCAUUUUGCAGUUCAUUCAACCAUGUAAAUGUGAAUUGCCUAGGUGAUGAACUGGAUUCUUUCCAUGAUUUGAAGAAACAGGAAAGAGAAGAAGAGUUAAUUGAGAAUGAUCAUAGAGUUAGUACCUCCAAAAUAACCAAGCAGUCUUUUAAAGAAAUAGAAAAAGCUAAUAUGGCCUUAUCAAGACCUCAGACUGAGUGUUGUAGUGAUGCAAGUGACUCUCCUUUGAAACUUGUCAGCUGUCCAAAAUCUAAAGCAUCGGACAAGCAGAGUUUACUUCCACAUCAUGUCAGUCAGAUAUAUGACGAAUUAUUUCAGAUACAUCUGAAACUGCAGUGUGAAACUGCAGCACAACAGAAAUUUGCUGAGGAACUUCAAAAGCGAGAACAUUUUUUACUUGAAAGAGAACAACUGCUUUUCAGACAUGAAAAUGCCUUGAGUAAAAUUAAAGGUGUCGAAGAAGAGGUUCUAACAAGAUUUCAAAUUAUGAAAGAGCAACAUGAUGCAGAAGUUGAACACUUAACUGAAGUUCUUAAGGAAAAGAAUAGAGAAACCAAGAGACUGAGGUCCUCUUUUGAUGCGUUGAAAGAAUUGAAUGAUACCUUAAAAAAACAGUUAAAUGAAGCAAGUGAAGAAAACAGGAAGAUGGAGAUUCAGGCUAAAAGAGUUCAAGCUCGUUUAGAUAAUUUACAGAGGAAGUAUGAAUUUAUGACAAUACAGAGAUUAAAAGGAAGUUCCCAUGCUGUUCAUGAAAUGAAAAGUUUAAAACAAGAAAAAGCACCAGUUUCAAAAACUUACAAGGUACCACUUAAUGGGCAAGUUUAUGAACUUUUAACUCUCUUCAUGGACUGGAUUGCGGAUCAUCAUCUUAGCAAAGUGAAACAUGACGAAUCUGGAAUGGAUGGUAAAAAACCACAACUCAAAUUUGCUUCCCAGAAAAAUGAUAUUCAGGAAAAGUGUGUAAAGCUUUUGCCUCUGAUGACAGAGCAGCUACAGUGGAUGCCAUUUGUGAACACCAAACUUCAUGAGCCUUUUGUAAAAUUUAUAUAUUGGUCCCUAAGGCAGCUAGAUGCUGGAACACAGCACUCGACUAUGACAUCAACAUUGAGGAGAUUGGGUGAAGACAUUUUCAAAGGAGUGGUAACUAAAGGGAUCCAGGAUAGUUCUUUAGAGCAUUCUCUGGAGAAUAAACCAAAGACAGCUGCUUUCUUUAAGAGCUCCAAUUUGCCAUUGAGAUUUUUAUCAACCUUAAUUGUUCUCAAAACAGUCACUCGAGCUGAUUACCUGGCUCAGGCAUUUGAUUCUCUUUGUUUGGACUUGAAGACAGAAGAAGGAAAAACCUUGUUUUUAGAGUAUCAAGCUGUUCCAGUAAUAUUAAGUCAUCUAAGAAUAUCCAGUAAAGGACUCCUGUCUAAUGUUACUGAUAGUUUGCUCCAGAUGACGGUGGAAUCUAAAUCCUUGCAGCCUUUCUUGGAAGCCUGUAGCAACUCUUCAUUUUUUCGUACUUGCUCUGUGCUGCUUCGAGCCCCUAAGCUUGAUCUUCAAAUACUUGAAAAACUCAGUAUUAUUUUACAGAAACUUUCCAAAAUCAAGAGUAAUAAGAAGCUCUUUGAACUUUUUACGAUUCAUCUGAUGCUUCAAGAAAUACAAAGGACAACAAACCCAGAGCAUGCCUUUCUCUGUAUUAAUCUAAAUUCAACUCUGUUCAAUUUGGGUUUAACAAAAUGUAACUCCCUGGUCUCCAGUGCAAGCCAUUAGACUGGCGUAUUUUUUUAAUAUAGUAGAUGUGGUGCUUAUUUAUAAACAUGUAAAAAUUACCAAAGUAACAACAAUUCUACCAAGUAAAGUUAUCAGUAGCAUCAUUCAUCAUGAAAAAUAAAUGAUUUUUUUGAAUUUUACAAAUGAAAUCUGUAGAAGGUAUUGGAACUUUUGGAAUGCUUCAGUUCAAGUAAGGUAGUACUAAUGUACAAGAUGGCAUUUCUAGAAUGUAUGACACUGAUGUUACUUUUUGUAAAAUUAUAUUAGGAAAAUUCUUAAAAUUAUGUGAUGAUUUGGAAUAAAUUUGUGCUUAUGUGAGAACAAG
This is a messenger RNA of Sapajus apella (tufted capuchin), 3170 nucleotides long. RefSeq names its product coiled-coil domain containing 138 (gene CCDC138). The transcript has 15 exons. Lineage: Eukaryota; Metazoa; Chordata; Mammalia; Primates; Cebidae. The record is from RefSeq and is a predicted model, not a curated record. The coding region runs from base 854 to 2845 and encodes 663 amino acids.